AUGCAUUCUAUCUUUUUCAUGGGGAGCUUAAUCUGCUCAACUGUUUCUGCGUACACCUGGGAAAGUGUAAAAAUCGGCGGAGGCGGCGGUUUUGUGCCAGGCAUUGUUUUCAAUCCGACCGAGAAAGGGCUUGCCUAUGCUCGGACAGAUAUUGGAGGCUUGUACAGACUCAACGCAGACGACACAUGGACCGCACUGCAAAACUAUGUAAAUGAUACACUAUGGAACGAGUGGGGAGUUGAUGCGGUAGCGACAGACCCUGUCGAGCCCAAGCGAGUCUAUGCAGCUAUACAGCUGUUUCAAUAA
Messenger RNA from Cadophora gregata, 306 nucleotides. RefSeq names its product Xyloglucanase (gene CEL74A). Bases 1 to 306 code for a protein of 101 amino acids. Gene Ontology annotation, molecular function: protein binding. NCBI's taxonomy places the organism in Eukaryota, Fungi, Ascomycota, Leotiomycetes, Helotiales, Ploettnerulaceae. Gene Ontology annotation, biological process: xyloglucan metabolic process. The record is from RefSeq and is a predicted model, not a curated record. The transcript is spliced from 4 exons.